AUCUAAUGUGAGGAAUUUGUAUAAAGCUUUUGUAAAGAUACGCCAAAAUUUUGCGCGAAAAUCGGAAAAUUGAGAAAAAUUGUACAUGUGUACUUCAAAGUGCAGUUAAUUGAUGCAAGAGGAGUAAGAAGGAUAAACAAAUCGCGCGAUCUUUUUUUUUCCCGAGAUUAUUCCGGUGCAUUCUUAAAGGGACUCGACAGUUUUAUUUGAUUCUUGUGUUGUUUUAUUGUUGUUAAAUAUUUUUUUCAAAUGUGCGUGCGUGUAAUUUGCUAUUAUGAAUGACGCGAACGAGAUUAUGAAAAAUAUAUACGACGCUCUGUUACACUUACGAUAUUCACAUAUUACGAAUGCGGAAUUGAAAGAUGUAGAAACUACAGUUCUUUGUGGUGAAAAUCGUGUCUGUUUGCUUUCCUGGCUUCUGACGGAAAAAGUGCCUUCUAUUGCCGUUCAUUUAAAAAAACUACAAGAUGGUGUUUUGGAAGAUAAAUUGCUUGAAUACUAUUCUCAGAUUGGACUUUGUUGCAGCAAAAAUGUUUUAUUGGGUAAAUGUUCCUUGAAAGAGCAAUUGCCAUUUUUAAGAUUACUACUUGAUUUUAUGAGAAAAGUACAUGUAGAUCCUUAUGUAAAUACUAGUAAAACACAAGAAAAAACACUUACAGAUAUUAUUAAGCUAUAUAUCAAUGACACGGACCAUGCUGUUGAUAAACCAAAAGUAAGUUAUACAGAUGCUAUUAAAUAUUUUAAAAAAUAUGAGAAAGAGACUGUGAGUAAGACUAUCAAAGAUGUUCAAUCAAGUUUGUGUGAAGACGCGCAUGUAGAGAAUGACAAUGAAUUAGUCCAUACAGAACAAAAUAUGCAAUUUGAUAAGGAACAGGAAAAAUUGAUAGAAGCGUUUGAGACAGUUUCAUCUUGGCCAGUACAAAAACGAAAUAUAGAUGAAAAUAUUUCCGAUUCCAUUUGUUCAAACAUUACAAGCAUAAGUUCUGAUUUUAACACUUUGAGACAGGUGUUGCAAGCAAAAGAUGAAAUAUCUAAAGUAAAUUUAGGAACAGAAUUUCAAAAAACUACUACACCCUUACAUGCAAUCAUAGAAGAUAUAGUUAUAUAUAAUGAGAAACUUGAUAAUUUAUUGACAGCCAAUAAUAGUGAUUAAUUUUAUAUAUUUAUAUUCGUAUUAGUUCUAAGUAUAUUUAAGCACUGUGUGUGUUCUAAACAUUUGUAAUUGCUUGUAAUAUAUGUGAAGGAUAUGUUUCAAUUUUACAAUUUUACUAUAAGAGAGAAUAAUUUUUUUAAUUGGAGGAGAAACACUUUA
Messenger RNA from Pseudomyrmex gracilis, 1312 nucleotides. RefSeq lists its product as uncharacterized. Bases 275 to 1153 code for a protein of 292 amino acids. The transcript has 6 exons. NCBI's taxonomy places the organism in Eukaryota, Metazoa, Arthropoda, Insecta, Hymenoptera, Formicidae. The record is from RefSeq and is a predicted model, not a curated record.